This is a messenger RNA of Nilaparvata lugens (brown planthopper), 2712 nucleotides long. Its product is annotated as transferrin. The record is from RefSeq and is a predicted model, not a curated record. The transcript is spliced from 16 exons. The coding region runs from base 424 to 2616 and encodes 730 amino acids. Gene Ontology annotation, biological process: iron ion transport. Gene Ontology annotation, cellular component: extracellular region; plasma membrane; recycling endosome. NCBI's taxonomy places the organism in Eukaryota, Metazoa, Arthropoda, Insecta, Hemiptera, Delphacidae.
CAAUGGAAACGACACAGACAGUAAUCUUGUGCUCUUUUUAAAACUUUAAUCGCUUUCGCACACGGCAGAACAUAAAUUAUCCCCUGAAAACAAUGUGAUCCAUAGUCCACAGUUGGAAGGGUUGUACGGUUCAUCCAAGUCAAUCAUUGCAAGGUCGGAUAAUUUGAGAUAAUAUGAGGAAAACAGCAACAUAUAUUUGAUGGAUGGUGCAUUACCAGAAAGAUUACAAGAAGAGAACAACAGAGGAACAGAUAAAAUAGAGAUAAUAGCUCUAAGGUUAAAAGAUGAGAGAAGAAGGAACAGAUGAUAAAACAGAGAAAACAAAGAUUUAAAGAGAAGCAGAAAAGAUAAAAAACUCCACUGUAAAUCCCUUGAAUCCCCUCCAACUGUGAGCUUCCUCUCCACUUCACCUCAUCUACUAUCAUGCUUAUAAAUAGGAAUCUCACCGAACUCAGCGCAUUGUUGAUGUUGCAUUCGCAGAGAAGAUUUCAACCAGGUAGCUUCUCCAGUCGAACUUCAAAUUUUGCCGAAAUGGGAUUGUCGGCUAAAAGGUUGCUGAUGCAGUCUGUAGCUGUUCUGCUGGUGGCUGCCUGUGUGACAGCUAUUCCUAGACCGCAUCAUCAUGAUGGCGAUCCAGAAAGGAAACCUGGAACACCUACUCGUCUCUGUGUGCCUGACACCGCCUACAAAGGAUGUCUGAAGAUGGUGGAGCAGGGAGCUACUGUUGGCGUUCAUAUGGAGUGUGUCAUGGCUAGAGACAGAUUGGAAUGCUUAGAGAAGAUUGAGAACCACAAGGCAGACUGGGGUGCAGUCGACCCCGAGGACAUGUUCAUUGCUGCCAACCUAGGAGAUCAAUACUUGAGCAUAUUCAAGGAGAUUCGUACCAAGGAAGAACAAGAAUUGGAAUUCCGUUACGAGGCGGUGGCAGUUGUGCACAAGGACUUGGAAAUCAGCAAUUUGGAGCAGCUACGCGGUCUGAGAUCUUGUCACACCGGAGUCGGUCGCAAUGUCGGUUACAAAAUCCCCAUCACCAAGCUAUCAAAGAUGGGACUCUUGGGAGCUAUGGACGACACCAGCGUCUCCCCACGUGAGAACGAAUUGAAGGCUCUGUCGAAUUUCUUCAGCAAGGCUUGCAUUGUCGGAAAGUGGUCACCUGAUGAGGAAACCAACCAGCGUCUCAAGAGCAAGUACUCGAACCUUUGUGCCCUUUGUGAAUCCCCUGCGAAAUGCGACUACCCCGAUGUGAACUCAGGCUAUGAGGGAGCUCUGCACUGCCUGACCAAGGGAGACGGACAGAUAGCCUGGACCAAGACAUACUUUGUCAAGAAAGUUUUCGGAAUGUCGUAUGGUAACAACCCAGCCACCACAACUGAUAUGAAGGCAGAGGACUACGCCUACCUGUGUCCGGAUGGAUCCAAGAAGCCACUGACUGGACCCAGCCCCUGCACUUGGGCUGCCCGUCCCUGGCAAGGGUACAUGGCCAACACUGAAAUCACUGGAGCCAAAAGUGAACUGAUAAAGCUGAAAGAAGACAUCACCAAGCUGAACGACCUGGGAGAAUCGAACCACGCCGAUUGGAUCUCAACCGUGUUGCAUCUCAAUGAGAAAACCCUGGCAGUCAACAACAAGGGCCCUUACUCACCAAAGCAGUACUUGGAGAAAGCUAAAUACUACGACGUGAUCGAACGCGACGUGAUGAAGCCGAAACGCGAGGCCCGCAUGUGCGUGGUGGGUGACGCAGAGAAGGCCAAAUGCAUGGACUUGCAGCGCGCCGCCUUCUCACGCGACAUCAGGCCCAGCUUCGCCUGUGUCGUCAAGACAACCGUUGACGACUGCCUCAAGGCCGUUCACAACAAGGAGGCUGAUUUCUACUCUAUGGAUGCUGGCUACUUGGAGAAGGCUGAGAGCGAAUACGCUUUGGAACCAAUACUGACCGAGACCGUAAUGGCGGCUGACAGUCAAGCCACCAACUACACCCAGUACAUGGUUGCCGUCGUCAAGAAGUCAUCCAACGCCAAGUUCAUGCCCUCUGCUCAACGGGGAUGUAUCUCCAAGCCUGGACAAGCCGCUUAUGCCCUCCCAUUGGCUGUUAUUAUGGAUAAGAUGGACAUCACAGCUAAGAGCUGCCAGCGACCCAACAUUUUCUCACAGUUCUUCAAAGCUGGAGUCAUGGAAUCUGAGAACCCAAUGAAGUGUUUGGAGUCAUCACAAGGAGAUAUGGCAAUUGUAACUUACGAGGAAGCAAAGAUGGCUGACGAUGCAUUGCCAGGACAGUUUGAGAUUCUCUGUGAUGAAGAGAAGAGAAAUUCACUGGCAGACUUACCGAAUUUCCACAAAUGUAGCAUGGGAAAAAUACCAACAAGAAUGAUUGUUGCCAACAAAGACAUGAAACAGGUCGACAAAGAUGAUGCCAUGUUUGCAUUGCUGUCUGCUAGCGAAUUCUUCAAGAAGAACCCUCACAUCUUCAAAAUGUUUGGAGAAUACUCAGGAAUGAACAAUGUCCUAUUCACUAAUUCCGCAACAGGACUGGAGAACAGUAAGACAGCUAAGGAAGCCAGGGAUGCCAUUGAGAAUUAUAGAAAGGUGACUGCUGAGUCGUCUAGGUGUUCAGCUUGAACAAAAAUAAGAAGUGGAGCAGCUUCAUAAAAAUCAGCAGUGGAAUAUUCUGCAGCGAACAAGUCGCCAAGUUCAACUAAAAUUCAUAAAUACAAA